Messenger RNA from Dimorphilus gyrociliatus, 11190 nucleotides. NCBI's taxonomy places the organism in Eukaryota, Metazoa, Annelida, Polychaeta, Dinophilidae. The record is from the annotation of a GenBank genome assembly.
UAUGGCUAGACGGACUUCCAGUGGUUGUUCAUCGAUAUUUGAUUUAACCUCCGAGGGAGAGGCUCUUGAAAGAGCUAUCCGGGACAAUGAUACACGCGCCACCAAACGGAUAAUCGAACAACAUCCAGCUGAUAGGAGUAGCAGUUGGAGUAGUGGUCCGUAUGGUAGUAGUGCUGUUAGUGGGGGUGGGAGUGCUGGAGCUAGUGCACCUGGAAGUUCGGGCAGCGGAGCAGGAGGAAUAGACCGAAGAGAAAGCUAUGAUCCUGGUAGUGCACUUCAUGUAGCUGUUCAACAUGGAGCUAAGGAUGUACUUGAACUUCUUCUUAAGUUUGGCCUUGAUCCUAACGAUCCAGGCUGCCCGCUCGGUGCCAUACCAAGAGGUGGCGCCGUGGAUAGUGAAAACUGCAGCUCAGCAUCCAACUUCCCAUUCGAUGUACUCAAGUGUCUACCGCCCUUAUUUUUGGCUGUUACGGAAAAGAGGCCUAAUUGUGUGAGAGUUUUGCAAAGUCACGGAGCGAAUCCUAAUAUUCGUGAUUCUCGAACUGGAUGUUCUCCAUUGCAUUUAGCCGCCAGUAACGCUUUCAGAUGCGCCGAUUGCGCGAGAGCGCUUCUGUCAGGUGGCGCCCGACUCUGUUUAGCCGACAGAAGCGGAGUAACGCCUCGGCAAUUACAACCCGAACUCGUCGAGGAGCAGCGACGUUUAAUUUACGACGCCUUGGCUAGGAUCGCCACUUCCGCUUAUUUGAGUGUUAUACCUCAGAGUUCAGGUGAUACUGGUGGUGACUCGCUCUCCAUAGGAGCCCGAUUUUUUCGACGACUCGGCAGCGACUAUUCUAGACAAAAAAGAAGUAAAGACUCUGCUAGUGAUUACGGACCUAGUACUCAAAAUAGGGAUAGGACCUCGUCCUUAACUUCAGCUAGGUCGAGGUGGAGUCUUAACUUUCGUUUCUCGGCUUCACCGCCACCUAAUUCCUAUAGAGAGGAGAGUAUGUGCGAAAUGGAACAUUCCUGUAGAUCUUCCGAUCCCGAAAGGGAACCUCUAACCAGUGAACGAUCAAGCCUAAUUGCAAGAUCUCGAUUAGGUUCUAGAAAAAAAACUGGUAGCAGACCUAAAUUUCAAGCUUCCGACCCGCCUACUGAAGCCAACUCGGCUGAAAUGGUAGAAAGGUCUUUGCAGACACUUAUGAAGACUGCAAUGAAUCCGGAGUGUAUUGCGUCCUUGUUGGAAGGUUUACAACUGCAUUUGGCGGCUUUGACUCAGGUUAAGGAGGGCGCUGAUUCAUCGCCUUUGGAACGUGCUCUCGCUCAAUUAUUAAAUCAAAUACUAAAGACCUGUAUAGGAGAGAUGCAACAGACACAAAACGGUGCGGAAAAAUUAGCCAUACUUCAGCAAUUAUCCAAGCUUUUGCGAUUGGUUGUUGCCCUGCUCAAAGCACAUCAUUCCCUUCACUUCAUUGCUCUUGUUAUUGCCAAUCGAAUAAUGGAUAGUUGUGUCGUAGAACGCGUUUAUCAUCCAUGGGAAUUGGAAGAUGAAAAUUGCCAAGAAAAAAACGGACCGUUUACUAGGUCAAUACCGCUUGAUAUGGGUGUCAGAACGCACUUGGAUACUUUAUUGGGUGCCAAAAGUCCCAAAUCGACAUUACGAAAUUCAUUUAGAAUGUCUCUACAUCAACAAGAAAGUACUCGGUCGAUGAGAUCGUCUGGUCUGGUUGAAUCUGUCAGUAAAGAGGCUAGCGUUUCUGAUACGGACGCUGGAACGGAAACGGAGAACCGAGAGCCUGAAACGACGCCCAUUCACGAACUCAAUUCAACCGAUCCGUCUCCAGUAGUAGCCGUCCUUUCAAGCGCCAUUCAACAGCACAAAAAAAAUCAUAACCGCCAAAAGUGUACGCCAAGCUUUCGACAGAGAGCUUGCGUUCAUCAUUGCAUUCAAAUUUUAUCGGCUAGACUAUUGGUAUUUUUCUGUCAUCAGCCCAAUAGUCAGCAUAGGAUGGUCAACGACGAACACAUCCGAGCCUUAGUCGAUGCCUUAGACCCUAAUCACGAUCCGCAUUUGCUCUGCUUGGUGCUACAAGCUUUAGCUUGCAUUGCUCUCAAUCCGCUCUACCAUGGUGCCCUUUCCGAUGCAGAUAUUCCAGAUACGCUCAUGCAGCUGCUCCUACCUUCCGACGAAUGGUACUAUACGAAUCACAGCACGCGCUAUGCCCGCUAUGUAAAAUAUCAUGCAGCGAGAAUUCUCGUUUAUAUGGGUUUGUUCCAACGCCUAGGCGGCAGGGUAAAUCUAUUUGAUGCUAAAGCCUUUGCUGAUUUAAACGGUCCGUCGAAGAAUAUGCAUCACCAUGGCGCGGAGGAUUCGUUUAUUGAUCAGAUGGCUAUGGGUAAAUUGUUACUAUGUGGUCAUCGCCGCCAGGUGGUCGCAGGCUCUUUAGAAGGUUUGGUUGCAGAAAUAAUAGCAGAAGCUGAAAAGGAUGAUGACAAUCCUCAUGUCUGUCAGGAUUUAGCUUCUCCUCCAAGGAUGCAAACAAGACAUGGUUCUCUAGCUGUCGAUUUCUUACCAGCUGUUCCUCAAUCAAAAAGAGCUUCAGAAGAAACACUAGCCUGCUGGGAUAAGUACUUGCUGUCCAAGCUAUCCCUAACUUACGCCCUACUUAAUGGCGCUCCAUUAGUUGUUCACCCUAUCAUCAUUCUUCGCUUGUUAUGCCACAAGGUAUUUGGUCCAAUGCUUCGACGCAAAACGAAUUAUUCGGACAAGAACCUUUCACCUCCAGCUGUUUCUGAAAGUGAUAGUUGUCCGCCUCAAUUCCGUUCUCACAGCAUAGCCGUUACAGAUUCGAAAAAAUUGCAUAAAAUCCAAAAGAAUCGGUCCGGUAGUGUUGAUAAACAGCUCUCCUACCGGAACCGGAAGAAACGCCACGGUCGGAAUAUGUCACUAGCCCUACGCGAUAUUGGUGAAGGAUUAAUGACGCCCCUAGAUAUUCUAAACACAUCGCCGUCGGAUUCUUUUUUGCACCUCGACUCUCUUGACGAUGACGGUAGCCAACGUCGACGCUUCCGGUUUCCAAGUUUGAAGACUCAUUCAAAGAGUCAAGGUCAUUUGGCGGGUGUUGGUCGUAGUGAUAGCGAAGACCGCCAGUAUGAGGAUAAAGAUAUUAAGCUAAUGCAAAAGGAAUUGAUUAAUUUACCUACAUUCGUAGUAGACGCUUCCAAACAUACAUCUACUCUUCUUGUAUCAAGAUCAAGUAGUGUUCCAGAAUUGCUAAGUUCCUCCAAUAGUGUUCCGAUAUGUGAAAUAGCAGUACACGAGACCAGUGAUGCUGAAAGCGUUGAUAGACAAGCCUACAAUUCUGCUGAUCAGGCUAUAGUAGUCCACUUUGCCGCUGCUUCACCCAUCGAUAGUCCAGCCUCCAAUCGAUCGUCUUUCGACGAAACAAGCAAGCUAGGUGAUUCCUUAAACCCACAUCACCAUGUAGUCAUACAACCUUUACCGAAAAAUGAAAAGAGUCCAUUGACCCUAACAUUCAGCAAUCCUUCCAACUAUUCCUUCGAAGUAUUAUCGUACCACAAGGGCGUUAUGAAAGUAAUCGAUACGUGGUUAAACAUUUGCCCUUUAGACUUGGAAUGUUCGGCGGCGAUGAGACGGGAAACUAGGGAAUUUUUACAUAAAUUUAGUUUAUUAGGACCAGAAUAUAAAAUGUGGACUAAGAAACAGUUGGAACGUUUGAACUUGGACGAAUUCGACAUAAGGCGAGCAUCUACGACAGCCGUACCGGAUGUAGAUAACGUUAAUUCCGAAUAUAAGAGGUUGCAACAUUUAGUCGUCGAAGGAGAGCUACCUUGCGAAAAGGAAGACGCAGCUAUGUUAGCUGGAAUUCAACAGCACCUUGAAGAAGCUUGGCCGGAAGAAGAUGAUAACGACGAUCAAGAACAAGUAGAACAAGAAUUAUUAGAUUGUGAUUAUCAAAAGAAGGAAAGAAAAGACUAUCUAUUAAAACACAGGCCUAAAAAAUUGACAAGUACAAGGAGAAAAGGAAAGUUAACUAAAUCGUUGUUAUGCCUUCACGAAGACGGCUUAGGUAUGCCUUGCAUGCAGAAUGAAGAAAGUCAGGCGUUGGCAAAGUGCCUACCUCCAGAAUAUAGGCACGUUAAAGUAGUAGAAAAAUUAGUUGAGGACAAGAUGCAUCGACUCUUUCAUACUCCUUAUUACGAUAACGAACUGAAAUUGAAGCAACUGUAUGUUAAAAUCUGCAAAAAUCUUGCUGCAUAUGAUUGUAAGCUGUAUCCAGUAAAAGAAGUAGAAACGGCUCGCGGUUCUAUUAAGAAGCGUACGAAUCGUCUAUUAGGAAUAAAUCCUGAAAAGUUAGUUCUAUUGGAUAGAAAAACAAAAAAGAACAUUCAAGUUCAUCGAAUGAACGAAAUUACUUCAUUAGAAGAACACAAAUCAAGUGAUAUUAUUACUUUAGAAUUCCGUGGGUCUGCUCCAUGGCGUUUAACGUCUUCCUCUAUUAGUAAUUUAAAGUCAGCGCUACAGGAUGUUAUGGAUCCAAGCGUUACCAAUGCUAAUAUAUUCCAUCAUAAUAUGCUAGAAUUUUCAUCAACAAAUCAAGAACAAGAAAUAACUUCCGAUUAUGCGGACGAACUGAAGCAAAUGACCGAUCUUUUACACUUUCCAGAGGAGGUAGCUGCUUUAAUGACCAGAAAAGAAUACGAACAAUUUAACAAUGUUAAGCCUAUAUACUAUAUUAGGCAAGUAACUGUUGAACUAAACAAGAUAAUGAGAGAUAGCUCAGAGCCAACAGUUCAAAAUUUGGUUAAUAGGUUCAACGAAGUUAGCGCAUGGAUAACUCAAAUUAUAAUAGAUCAACAAAGCUAUGAAGAUAGGAAAGCCGUUUUAACUUGUAUAAUACGCUUGGCCGUUACUUGUUUUACUUUAGGAAAUUUUAAUACCACUGUCGAAAUAUUAGCUGGUUUAAAAUCGCAUAAGUUAAAACCGUUUUGGUUAUGCAUUCAAGACGAAGACUUAAGUUCCCUAACUACUUUGGAAAGUGUAUUGUUGACUUGUAGAGAAUGUACGGACGAAUAUAGGCAAGCUAUCUACAGAGCUUUAGAUAUGCCUGGUUGUCGAGUAAUACCUUUCUUCGGAAGUUUUUUAAGGGAUAUAAGAUCAAUACUUUAUGGUAUUCCAAGUAUAGUAGUUCUACCAACAGAAGGAUGUCAACAUUUGGAGCAUAUUUCUGAUUUCGCCGGUGAAGAUAGAUUUAUGACACGUAUUGGAGUUGGUGGACUAAUCAAUAUGGAAAAAAUUCAACAAAGUCAUGUGAUCCUUAAUGAUAUACAUCUCUUCCAGGAGCAUGCAAGGAUACAGGAAACUCAAAGAAUUACAGAGGAUAACGAUGAUGAAAAAGAGGAAAAGAAUAUUUACGAAGAUGAUAGUGAUUAUGAUCUUAAUACAUCAUAUCAUUCUUUCGCUAAGUCUACCACUAGCAAUCAUGGAGUUAUGAUGAUAUCUCCAAAGUCAUCCAAAAUAAGAUUACACGAUCUACAAACUCUCUAUCAUGGAACAACUGUCGUUAGAUGGGAUUCGUCCAGUGGACAGAGUUCUAUUUGCUUUCUAAAAUUGGAAAAUGAUACAGGAACAUUGGCCUGGAGAAGGCCACCGUGGAGUGGUUUAAAAGGCGCCACACCAACUCCUCCAGGGCAUCCCCAGUAUAUCCUAAAUAGGGAUAUUGAUUGUCCUCAAACGUGCGCAUUAUAUGCAAGGUAUAAUGCUGGAAUCAAUGUUAUAGAAGAUAUGGAAGAAGGUCAUGUAGAUUUGGCUGCAGUAAAGUCUAUUACUUUAGGUAGCACAAGUGCAGAUCUAAAUUCUAUUGCUAGGAAGCACAAUAUGCUAUCUUUAACAUCUAAUAACUGCUUAACAAUUAUUCAUGGAGCAAAUUUACCGGAAAAUAGGCCUAUCGAAUUUAUUUUUCCAUCGUUAACAGCUCGAAUUUGGCACAGAGCACUUAAAAGGUUAGUGCAUGGUAUGCAAAUUCUACGAGGCAGAAAUACAGAUUUACGACUUCAUUGGCUUAAGGAACAAUAUUUGCAAUUAUAUUACGAAACGGAUACACCCCGUAGGCCUAUUGCUGCCGAUGCCAUUAAGUUAUUCGGGGGUAGGAAAUGGCCAAAUGAAAAUACAAGAUCAACAUCUCAGGAGAAGGCAACACAACCGUUAGGUUUACAUAGGACUAAUUCCGUAUUACCAGGUCAUACAAAGGCUAAUAAGAAGAAGAGUGCAACGGGUGUUCUCCCAAACAGAGACACACCCAAAAAGGCAACCUUUACAACAGAUUUUUCUCAAAGAAAACAAGUUGAUGAUAGCAAAUUUAAAAAGAAUUCAACAACAAAGAAAUUUAAUCCAUCUUCGUUAUUUAGGCCUAGAAAUAUAACGUUUAAUUUUGUGUCUUUGGGUUUCAAGCCUAACGAUCCAAAAAGGUUAUCAUUUCGUCAUAAGGUUAAUGAAAGAAGGCAUGAUAAUAUUACUAGAACGAUGGUCUUGGAUUUUUUGGACUUUGUCGAACUAUUUAAAGCUUUCAGCUUAAGGUGUAGAAAGGAUUUAUUUCAAGAAUUCGCAAGAUAUGCUACUACAACUCCAAUAGAAUGGAAGAUGCCCAAGGAACUAUUGGAAUGGAAAUGUGAUAAGCACGAAUUAGGUAUCAUAACACGCAAUUCGAUCCUAGACGAACGCCUGGAAUCCCAAUCAAAAGUUCAAAUUGAUAUCAUGGCUUUAUCGAGUGUUAUUCAUAACUCAGCAACAUGCAGUGUAUCAACAUUUAAUGCUGCUCAGAAAGGGCGACAGAAUGAAGGACGGUUAAGUGAUUCAUCAACUAAUAUUGCUUCGGAUAAAAGUUGUAUGGGAAUAGCCGAGUUAAAACAAUUUUUAAUUAAAGAGCAGGAAGAAACAAACGUUUCAGAUGAAAGAUGCAUGCAAAUCAUAGCCAGACACGAACGAGAUCCGGAAUUUAGAAAGUUGUGCAAGUUAAGCGCCGAAGGUUUUGCUAGAUAUCUAAUGGACAAAGAGAACUAUGCAUUUGUAUCAGAACAUGCAAAGCAGUCAGACGAGGACAUGGAUCAUCCAUUAUCCCAUUACUAUAUUGAAUCUUCUCACAAUACUUACUUAACUGGCCAUCAGUUACGUGGUGAAAGUUCAGUGGAUAUUUACAGUCAGGUUCUAUUGUCCGGAUGCAGAUGUGUUGAAUUGGAUUGCUGGGAUGGAGAUGACGGAUACCCAAUUAUUUAUCAUGGACAUACUCUCACCUCUAAAAUAUCUUUUAGGAGUGCUGUUGAGGCAAUCAGUAAGAGUGCUUUCAUAACUUCUCCUUAUCCAGUUAUUCUUUCUAUUGAAAAUCAUUGUUCACUGGCUCAACAACAGAAAAUGGCAAAGAUAUUCAUUGAUGUCAUCGGUGAUCAUCUUUUGAAAGACUUCCUUAGCGAUUCACAUUUACUGGAAGAUGCUAAUUUACCAUCUCCUAAUCAGUUGAAAUAUAAAAUCCUUAUUAAGAAUAAGAAAUUACGAAUGUCGGAGAACCAUAAUGCAAGAUAUAGAGCUUCUGAUAGUGGGCGACCCAGUCUGCCAGCACCAUAUGAUGACGACGAUGAUGAAGAGUAUGACGAUGAGGAUGAUACUAUGUCGAGAGACAUACGUCAGUCAUCGGCAGCUACACCGGAAGUGUGCGUGGAAAAAUGUUCCGAGCCCAAAUCCUCUCCACUCUUUAAUACAUUAAAGAUAAUGGAAGGAGAAAUAGAUAGGCCACGCUCCAGUUCAUUUGGUUCGCAAAAGGCCUUAUCCCCUAAUGGUAGACAGUCCCGUCCUAGAUCUGGUUCACUUGGUAACGUCUCAGUGGGUCAAGAGAAAAAAUUGGCUAUAGCGACUCUGUCUCAAUCGCCAAGUGAUACAAAUUUAUAUAUUGACUCAGAAAAGAUGAUAAGCCCAGAUACGCCAAGCAGUGCUAGUCGCUCUUGGUCGAGAAAAAAUACGUUUAAGAAACCAAAAAGUAGUAAUGAGAGUUACGAUGCAAAGAUUAGUAGUACUUCAUCUCAUUCCGCGUGUAGGGUAAGGUCUAGAGAAAGUGAAAGUGAAGCAACCUACCCCUCUAGGCGAACUUCUUACGAAGAGACCAAAUUACACUCAGUUAAUAGACCUAAAAGUUCGAUGGAUGCUUUUGAUUGGCAAUUCGAUCCUUCCGGUCAAAGCGUUGCAUCUGAUCACGAUUCUCCACCAAAGAAUAAAAGGAAAAAAGCAGCUAUUGCCCAAGAAUUAUCUGAUUUAGUUAUAUAUACACAAGCUGUAAAGUUUCGAGGCGUUAGUUCGAUGACAAGUAGUAUUCAGAGUAAAUUAAAGAAAAGUACCGGUAGGAGAAGCGGAAGUCAAAUUACUCUCGAAAGUGAGAGAAGUGAAUUAAGUGUUCCAACUUUUGGCAACUCGAAAUUGUCCCGGAUAGUGAGAAAUGGACCUAAUUGCUUUCAAUUACCAUCAUUAAACGAAGGCAAAGCCAAGCAGGUGUGCAGAAGACAACCAACAUUAGUAGUUACUCACACGGAAAGGAAUUUAAUGCGAACUUAUCCCGCCCCUACAAGGAUUGAUAGUAGUAACUUUAAUCCUGUAAUAUUCUGGGCUUUUGGUAUACAAAUGGUAGCUUUGAACUAUCAAACGGAAGACACACCCAUGCAGGUUCAAACGGCGAUGUUCGAGCAAAACUGUCGUUCUGGAUACGUUUUAAAACCAAGGAUGAUGUGGGAUAAGACACAUCCGUUGUUCGGUAGAUUCAAUCCCUGGGAUAAAGAGUUAGAUGCCGUAAAUGCUUGCAAAUUGGAAAUAACAGUUAUUUCUGGCCAAUAUGCCUGUCCUAAUAACUUUAACGGUCAUCCAAUGGUCGAAGUUGAAAUAUUUGGAAUCCCUUGCGAUUGUACAAAAUAUAAAUGCAAAACAAUUAAGGAGAAUGCUGUAAAUCCUAUUUGGAAUGAGAGUUGCUCUUUUCCAUUGAUGAUGCCUGAUCUCUGCUUCGUCCGAUUUACUGUCAUAGAUACAAACGCCGGGCAAACUGUUGCCGCCCAACGAGUCAUACCUGUAAAGAGGCUUAGAUCUGGCUAUAGACACCUAAGAUUAAGAACACCUGGAAAUCAGAAACUAGAACUUUCUUCACUAUUCAUAAAAACCCAUCAGAGAGAGUUGGAUAAUUUAAGCGAAUGUGGAAAUUUAUCAUUAGAUAGUUACAAAACGGAUAAAUCUGAAUCAAUCAAUAUACCUUUCUUCCCCUUCGUAAAACAGAAUAUACCAAACCAUAAAAGAAGAGGAUUUCAAAUCAAUAUCUACGGUGUAACGACUUUCGAGGAGUAUACAUCAAUCAAGGUUACCCAAGAGGCGACUGUUUAUGAAGCUAUUCAAAUGGUUUUACAAAAGGCAAAUAAAGUUGAAGAUUCUGCCGAUGAUUACGCUCUAAUUGAGCAUGUUUAUCGAAACUGGCACCGGAACGAAGCAGAUCGGGGCACACAACGACUUUUAGACCCAAAGGAAAAGAUAAUGCUUGCCCAGAGUAAAUGGAAAGGCCAAGGACGCUUUGUUUUAAUAAAGAAGAAUAACGAUCCAAGCACUAGAGCUUGGAUAAGUACUUUUUAUAAAGACCAAAAGAGACGACAAGAAUCGCAAGAUGGAGUUGGUCAAGAUAGUGAAUGGGUUGAGCAAACUAGUAAUCAAAUAUUUAUAGUGUGCAUUCAUAACGUUUCUGAUGAACAAAAGUAUACGAUACUACAAGCUCCGAUUACAAGUACAUCUCAGGAUGUUAUAUCACAGGCUAUUAUCAAGGGACGUCGAAAAGAGCGACCGAGUCAGUUUGUCCUUGUUGAAGAGACAUCUACAAAUAUUUCAGGGAGAUCUACUCCUGCGUACCGAAUUUUGGCUGAUGAUGAAAAUGUUUAUGCAGCUCAGCAGGCCUGGAGAGCCAGUAGCGCUAAUUUUGUUCUAAUGGAUAGAACUAAAGCAUUCGAGCUGUUGGAAAAAACUCAAAAAUCAUCGAAAUCUGGAGCGUUACAAAAAUUACAUAUGAUGAAGUUACCGUCAGCGUUCACAAAAAAGAAAAGUAGCAAGGAGAGUGAUGAAAAUGAUGCAAGUAAUAGAAGAACCAGAAGUUUGCCCGAAACGGCUAAUUUACAAGUUCGAAUUACUAGAACAAGCGAUUCCGGUUUACUAACUUCCGGAAGAAAGUCGCGUUCCCCAUCUCCAAGCCUUCGAUCAAUGGAUCGAGCACCAUAGAAACAAAAUAUAUCACAAAAUAAACAAACAAAAACAACAACUACUAAUAUAAUCUACAGAAGAAUAUUUUUAGGCCUAAAACUUUGAUCUUUUAAUUAUCAAAAACACUUUUUCUAUAUUUUCUACACCGAGCUUUCAUUAAAUAAUGCAGAAAUUGUUAUACGAAAAAAAGACUAGAAGGAGAAGACGAAAUAGAAGAGAUAGAGGAGGAGAAAGAAAAAAACACAAAGAAGCAGAAGAAGCAAAGAGAAAGGAGAAGAUGAUGAUGUUGAAGAAGAUACAGAUGAGAAUGACAAUAAUACGAUAAUGAGAAUACGGAAAAUAUAACUUUCAAUUAAAAGCAGAAAAAGAAAAUAUUUGAUUUUUUUUUUGUAUAUUACUAUGAAACUUUGAGCAAAGAAAAAUGCCUCUCUUUAUACAUAAUUAUAGGGGAUUUUCUUUUGUUACCAUCUCUUUUUGAUAAUGAUAAAGCAGACGAUAAUUAUUAUAAUGACGACUGUGGAUAAACUUCCUAUUUUGUUUAAUUCUUUUCUCUUAUUUUUUAUUGACGUUUACAUAUAUAUACAGUAUAUAUAAAUUUAUAUAUAUAUAUAAGUAAGCAUUUAUUUAUGGACUUUAAAUGGGGUGUUUAAGCUGCAGAAUGUAUUAAAAUUAAGUAUACGUAUAUUCUAUAUUGUAUACAAUAUGUAAAAUUGCAUAUUUUUGUGCAUACAUCUGCAAUUUUAUGCUCAAACACUUGUAAUAAAAUACUUUUAGUUGUAUAACGAAAUAUUUUGUAUACUGCAAAAAAAAAAAGAACACAGUUUUCUAUGUUGUCUCCAAAAAAUACAGUUUUAUUACAAUGAUUUUAACAAAUCGAGAAUAAAGAUAUACUGCAUAGGUAAUAUAUGGAGCAUAUGCACCAC